Molecule: messenger RNA, 1340 nt
Organism: Symsagittifera roscoffensis
Lineage: Eukaryota; Metazoa; Xenacoelomorpha; Acoela; Convolutidae
Product: tRNA N6-adenosine threonylcarbamoyltransferase-like
Exons: 4
Coding region: 5-1300 (431 amino acids)
Cellular component (GO): mitochondrion
Source: RefSeq, a predicted model, not a curated record
AGUCAUGACACUGCAUCACUUGAAGUAUUUUUUGCCCAAACAGUUUUGUUUUGGAGCGGUCACAAGAAAUUUGUCGAAAACAACAUUGGCGAUUGAAACCAGUUUUGAUAACACUGCAGUUGCAGUCAUUUCGAGCGAUAAUCGGAUCUUGGCCGACGAGAUUUUUGAUCAGGUAAAGUAUCACAACAUGACAGGUGGGACAGACCCGCGAUUUGCCAAAAGUCUACAUAAACGACAUUUACCAAAAAUAACUGAGAAGUGCUUGCUCAAAAUUGGUGCUACCAAUAUUGAUUCAGUUGCAGUUACAACAAUGCCUGGAAGAGCAAUUUGCCUUGAAAUUGGGUUGCAAUAUGCGAAAGACUUGUGUCGUCGCCUCGAAGUUCCGAUGAUUCCUGUGCAUCAUAUGAGAGCUCAUGCAGUAGUUGCAAGAAUGUACCACUCUGAUAUAUGCUACCCAUUCUUGACGCUUUUGAUCUCUGGUGGGCACUGUUUACUGGCUUUGGUUGAAAGUGUUGACCAGUUUUGGUUACUGGGCGAAAGCUUAGACAUUGCUCCGGGGCAUUUUCUUGACUGUGUUGCCAACGUGAUGGGCUUAAAUGAAAUGGAACAGUUCAAGUCGAAAAGUGGCGGCGCUGUUUUGGACUCUUUGGCUAUUUGUGGUGACCCGGAUCUGUUCCCAAUUAAUUACCGUGGAAUUAGGAUGUGUGGCGGAACCCCUUUAAACUUUUCCUUCAGUGGCGUGUUGGCAGCAACCAAGCGUGCUGUUGUGAAGUUCAAACAAGUUAAUAGUGAAGAAUAUUUCGAAGAGAUGUUACCGCACAUUGCAGCCGCUGCGAUGCGAGUUGUGAGCAAACAUUUGUUGCACAAAUUGACCCGAUGUAUGUACUUUCUUCACGACAAGUCCAUUGAUGACAACCGCACUCUGGUGGUGUCAGGUGGGUGUGCCUCGAGCAGAGUUCUGACAGAAGAUUUGAAUAAGUUAUGCCGGCUGAGAAAUUACAAAUUGUUCAUCCCUCCGCCUAAUGUGUGCAUAGAUAAUGCUGUUAUGAUUGGGUACACAGCUCAUGAAAUGGUUGAAUCAGGAUUUGAACCAAUCAGAUGUGAGGAUUUAGAAACUGUUGAAGUCGAUGGAUUUGCGAAAAUUGGAAAUGAUGCCACUCGGAGUGUAAACAUAUCAAAGCACAUCACAAGUAACUUUCGAAGACUAACAAUGUCUGAAUUUUCAAUUGCGAAUGAAAUUAAUGGCUUCGAGAGAAGUUCAAACUCGUUUGGAAGUUUCGAACGUAUUUUGAAACACUAAUAAAUCAUAUUAGUUAUUUUUACUGGUUAAUAUUCAGGUC